Messenger RNA from Linum tenue, 2184 nucleotides. NCBI's taxonomy places the organism in Eukaryota, Viridiplantae, Streptophyta, Magnoliopsida, Malpighiales, Linaceae. The record is from the annotation of a GenBank genome assembly.
CCAUCCGCACGCCAUCCUCGCUUCCCCUUCCCGCCUUUCCCACGUCACCGCCCGUCAGUCACCCGCACCACCGCCGCCCCUGCAAACCAACCACCAGUCUUCCUCUUAAAUCCUCCGCAGCUCCGCCGAUUCCUUCUUUCCCGUCCGCCCUAUAAAAUCCAACCGCCCGUCACCCUAUCUUAUCCCCCAUCUUUCUCUCCCGUGUCGCACCACUCGACCUUCUUAUAAGAAGUAACUGAACUUCCCCUUUCUUUUCCUCGUUACGGUCCUGCUGCUUGUCUUGGUAUUGACGGAAAAAUUCACCGGAGAAAUCAGCAAUGGCGAAAGCCAGUUCUUUUCCGAUGAGGGUGUUCCUCGUUCUGUCGCUGGUCGUCUUGUCCCGGGCGGCUGUGGACUUCGCCUCCAUGGUCGAGUCCAAUUUCCCGUCAGUUCAGGCGGAGAAGUUCAUUAGGGGUCUCAAUCUCUCACCCAAGGAGGACGUUAAUGUUGUCGAGGGCGGCGCAGCCCCACUUCUCAGCGAGGCUCCCACCGGGAAGAAGAUUGUGGAGAAGCGGAUCAGCUUCCCGAAUCUGAUUGGCGAGGGCGAGGUCGGAUUUGCCGUCGAGGAUUUGGGGCACCACGCUGGUUACUACAACAUUGAGCACUCUUAUGCCGCUAACCUGUCCUGUUUUGAUGAUUGUAUUCUUGAGCUGGCUACUGUUCAUGGAGAAGUGGUUUACCACAGGAGAAGGCUAAUACCAUUUUGGAUGUUGGUUUGUAGGAUGUUUUAUUUUUUCUUCGAAUCUCGCAACAGUAAGAAGGACCCUGUGGUCAUCUGGUUGACUGGGGGACCGGGCUGCAGCAGCGAGCUUGCCAUAUUUUAUGAAAAUGGCCCUUUCAGCAUUGCAAACAACAUGUCUCUUGUGUGGAACAAGUUUGGCUGGGACAAGACAUCAAAUCUUAUAUAUGUUGAUCAGCCCACUGGGACUGGAUUCAGCUACAGCACUGAUAAGCGUGACAUUCGCCAUGAUGAAGCUGGAGUUAGUAAUGACCUAUAUGACUUCUUGCAGGCCUUUUUCACAGAGCAUCCUGAGCUCGCAGAGAAUGACUUCUACAUUACUGGUGAAUCAUAUGCUGGGCACUACAUUCCUGCUUUCGCUUCUCGAGUUCACAAAGGGAACAAGAAUAAGGAAGGGAUCCACAUAAACUUUAAGGGUUUUGCCAUUGGCAAUGGCCUGACAGAUCCUGCAUUGCAGUAUAAGGCUUACCCUGAUUAUGCACUAGAGAAUGGGAUUAUCACGAAUGCUCAAUUCAAUAAAAUUAGCAAGGCUGUCCCAGUUUGUGAAAUGGCAAUUAAGCUUUGUGGAACUGACGGUACGGUGUCCUGUAUGGCUUCCUAUUAUGUUUGCAAUGGUAUAUUCAAUUCCAUCAUGUCUGCGGCUGGUACUAUAAAUUAUUACGACAUCAGGAAGGAAUGUGAAGGGAGCCUUUGCUAUGACUUCUCCAACAUGGAAAAAUUUCUCAACAUCAAUGCUGUUAGGGAGUCACUUGGUGUUGGGAAAAUAGACUUUGUGUCGUGCAGUCCUACCGUGUACCAGGCCAUGUUGGUUGACUGGAUGAGAAACCUUGAAGCUGGGAUUCCUGCUCUCCUCGAGGAUGGAAUCCAAAUGCUUAUCUAUGCUGGAGAAUAUGAUCUCAUCUGCAAUUGGUUAGGUAAUUCUAGAUGGGUUCAUGCAAUGGAGUGGUCUGGCCAGAAAGAGUUUGUAUCGUCUCCAGAGAUCGCCUUUGAAGUAGACGGUACAGAGGCUGGAGUACUGAAAACUCAUGGACCCCUGUCCUUCCUCAAGGUCCAUAAUGCUGGGCACAUGGUUCCAAUGGACCAGCCGAAGGCUGCACUAGAGAUGCUGAAGAGGUGGACUCAAGGCAAACUAUCUGAUGCCACUGCCGAGGAAUCCAACCCGGAGAAGUUAGUUGCCGAGUUCUGAUCUUUGCUUGGUGGGCAAACAUUCAGAUGACAGGCUGCAUGCCUGGCUUCUGGUUUUCCUGAUGUAACCUUGUAAAUAAGUUUCCUUGUAUGCAAGAUCGUGUUGUUCGAGUCAUAAAUAAUGUUCGUUACGAUAAAUGCGAGCAUAGUUGUGUACCCUGUUGUAGCAUCUGAUGGACCAAACCUCUUUUAUAAGUCUCUUCUUGUUUCUGCUAAUUUAC